Brassica rapa (field mustard) is the source of this 1864-nucleotide messenger RNA. RefSeq lists its product as uncharacterized. NCBI's taxonomy places the organism in Eukaryota, Viridiplantae, Streptophyta, Magnoliopsida, Brassicales, Brassicaceae. The record is from RefSeq and is a predicted model, not a curated record.
GCUUUGUGUUUGUUCAUAGCUAUUGAAUGGGCUUAAGGGUUGCUCCUGCGUUUUGGUGAGCAGAAAUACCGAUCCCUCGACGUCUUCCAGAUCCUUCACCUAUGGUCGAUUCCUCUUCGAUCUUAUCGGACUAACUCGAUCUUUAUGGCUGUCUUAAGUUCCUCUGACGACGAAACGUCAACCUGUAACGCAUCCAGAAGAUCCUAUAUAUAGGUUCUUCAUGAAAUCAGUCGUUAACGCCGCUGCCGCCGCCGCUGCCGUCGGCAACCCCACGUUCGACUCUCUUCGUCUUGGAAGAUCUGCUCAAUCUGUUGUUGGUCGACUCAUCCGUUUUUGGGAUUCUCGCAACGUCAGCAAGAAUGGAGAGUUUAUGGGGAUAACAAUUCUACUCCUUGAUGAAUUAGACUCGGUGAUUCAUUGUUUCAUUCCAGCUAAUCGGGCCAACCAUUACCGGUCCUCUUUGAAAACCGGUUCUAUUGUCAGAUUGGACCGUUUUGACGUGGCAAGGGUGGGUCACACGUAUAAGAUUACUGAGCAUCAGUACGUCAUCCGGUUCAUUCCUUCAACGCGUGUUGUUGAGGUCCAAACGGACGCUCCUGUGAUCAAGAUGGACAAGUUUAUGGUUAGGCGUUACGAACAGCUUCAAGUGCUUGCGAACACCAGUUUAGAGCUACCAGAUGUUGUUGGUGAGAUAAAAUCUGUGCAGGGGUCCGAUCUCAAGAACCAAACAGCCACAAGCAGGGUUGUUGUCCGCCUAUUAAUUGAACCGAACGUGACCGUGUUCAUGUCUUUAUGGGAUGAGGCUGCAUCAGCUUUUAGAGGUCUCUUGAAAGCUGGGGAUAAAUCACAGUCCGUGAUGUUGGUGACCACAGUUAAUCCUAAACUCUUUGGAGGGAAUCUCUAUCUCAAUUCCACACAAGGGACUAGGUUCUUCUUUGACACCAGUAUCUCUGAAAUAGCAGAGUUUGUUAGCAGCAUUGGAGCUACACAACCUCAAGAUUAUACAUGUGUCGACACGCUUGAAGGAGUCAAGAAGAAGGAGCUUGUGUCAAUAAGGGAUCUCAACACAUUCAUCUCGAACUCUAACGAGCAGACCCAAGAAGCUGAUUUCCUCUGCAAAGCCCAGAUUAUUGGUGUCAUUCAGGAAAAUGGGUGGUUCUUUGUGUCUUGCACUGGUUGCCACAAAAAAUUGGAAAAACGUGGGACGUCAUUGGACUGCAGCAGAUGUGCAACUUCUGACGUGACUGGUGUUGUUAGGUUCCGCGUUGAGCUUGCUGUUGAUGACGGCAAAGAUAGCGCAACGUUUGUUGUCUUCGAUAAGGAGAUGAACAAGCUCACCAAACAGGAAGCUGCUGUGCUUGCCCUGGAUGAGGUUUCAAACGGUGGAGAGGAGUAUCUCCCAAGUUGUCUUGAAGAGCUAGCAGGGAAGGAGUUUGUGUUUCAGAUCCGUGUAACACCUUUCAACUUCACUCCCAAUCACCGUACCUUCACCGUUGCCACCAUCUCUGAAGAUAGCGAGGCACACUCUGAGAACAGUGGAGUUGACACAGGAUUGGAAUCUUCGUCUUCGGGCCCGUCUGUUUUGGGAGUCAAGAUUAGUGAAGAACGUGCAUCAGGCAAUAAUCCAGGGAAUGCAGGCGCUCAGCAGAGACGCAAGCGUGGCCGUGAGUAAUUGGGAAAACAUAUUCCUACAAACCCGUCAUCAGUCUUAUUUGUCUUUUUUUUUAAAAAAACUUCUACUAGCUAUGCUACUCAUUAUGAGCUUUGAUCUCUGUCGUUAUCGUUUUGAUUUUCCAUGGAUAUUUUCUUUUUUUCUGGAUUAUUAAUGAAUCUUUGACGGGUUAAAUUUGAUUCAUAAACCAAA